Messenger RNA from Lactuca virosa, 5634 nucleotides. NCBI's taxonomy places the organism in Eukaryota, Viridiplantae, Streptophyta, Magnoliopsida, Asterales, Asteraceae. The record is from the annotation of a GenBank genome assembly.
AUGCAAACUAUGUGCAAAAAGAAAAUUCUACAGGUGAGAUUUCAACAGAAGAAGAACCAAAGAAAGAAGAUGAAGAACAUAAAAAAAAAGAUGUUGAUGAAAAGAUUCGAUACAGUAAUAGAACCAGAAAGUGUUGAUGAUAAGAAUACAGCCUCCGAAUCUCCGAUUGCUGAGGCUAGUAAAGGAAAACCUCACAAGGCUAAGGGAGAAAAGAAGAAGAAGGAAGAGAAAGCAUUACCAACGGUGGUAGAAAUAGCAAUAGAAACGCCUGAUGACUCCACAGUGACACUUAAGGGAAUAUCUACUGACAGAAUAUUAGAUGUUCGAAAGCUGCUAGCAGUAAAUGUUGAGACAUGUCACGUGACAAACUACUCUUUAACGCAUGAGGUACGAGGUCCACGGUUAAAAGAUACGGUCGAAGUCGUUGCUCUAAAGCCAUGUCACUUAACGGUAGUUGAAGAGGAUUACACGGAAGAAUCCGCCGUCGCACACGUCAGACGACUCCUGGAUAUUGUGGCUUGCACCACCGCUUUCGGUGGUUCAUCUAACUCUCCCAAGAACACCUCCACUGCUGCUCCUCCUCGUUCCAAAGAAUCAGGAUCGAGCGAUGGAGAGACCGGUCAGGAUAAGAAGUCGAACGGAGAGGAUAAAUCGCCGAAGGCAGAUGUCUCGAUCAGUUCAGAUCCGUCGGAGAAAGGUGACGCUGCGGCGGAGAUCUAUCCACCGCCGAAGCUUGGACAGUUCUACGACUUCUUCUCGUUCUCUCAUCUCACUGCUCCCAUCCAAUACAUCAGGAGAUCCGCUCGUCCCUUCCUCGAAGAUAAAACCGACGACGAUUUCUUCCAAAUCGAUGUACGUGUUUCCGGUGGGAAGCCUAUGACAGUUGUUGCCUCGAGGAAAGGUUUCUAUCCGGCUGGAAAACGUAUUAUUUCAAGUCAUUCUUUGGUUGGUCUAUUGCAGCAGAUAAGCCGGAUCUUUGACAGUGCAUACAAAGCUCUUAUGAAAGCUUUCAUCGAGCACAAUAAAUUUGGGAAUCUCCCUUACGGAUUUCAAGCCAACACAUGGGUUGUACCACCAGUUGUGGCAGAUAACCCAUCUGUUUUCCCCCCACUUCCAGUAGAAGACGAAAACUGGGGAGGAAAUGGUGGUGGACAAGGAAGAGAUGGUAAACAUGAUCAUAGACAAUGGGCAAAGGAAUUCUCAAUAUUAGCAGCAAUGCCUUGUAAAACACCAGAAGAAAGGCAAAUUAGAGAUAGGAAAACUUUUCUGCUUCACAGCCUAUUUGUCGACGUAUCAGUUCUAAAAGCUGUUGCAGCCAUUAAGCAUUUUGCUGAUAGUAACAAGCUGUCCUCCUCAAAUGGUCCGAUUGAUUCCAUUUUGCAUGAGGAGAGAAUCGGAGAUUUGGUUAUUAGGAUCACAAGAGAUGUGUCUGAUGCAAGUGUAAAGUUGGAUGCUAAAUAUGAUGGGAGUCGUAUUCUAGGCUUGUCACAGGAGGAACUUGCUAAACGUAACUUGCUUAAAGGCAUAACUGCAGAUGAGAGUGCCACUGUUCAUGAUACAUCUACUUUAGGUGUAGUGGUUGUUAGACAUUGUGGUUAUACUGCCAUUGUGAAAGUUGAAGCCGAGGUGAACUGGAAUGGGAAACCGAUUCCUCAAGAUAUUGAAAUUGAGGAUCAACCUGAAGGGGGUGCCAAUGCUUUAAAUGUCAAUAGUUUAAGAAUGUUAUUGCACAAGUCGCCCGGUGCAGCUCGAGUUGAAGAUUUGCAGUGUGGUAAUGUUUUGGUGAAGAAAGUGUUGGAGAAAAGUCUGGAGAAAAUGAAGGUAGAAGAAUGUAAAGAUAGAAAAUCUAUCAGGUGGGAACUUGGAGCGUGUUGGGUGCAACAUUUACAAAACCAGGAGAAAUCUGAUUCCAAGAAAGUUGAAGAAGCUAAGGUGGAACCGGAUGUGAAGGGUUUAGGAAAGGGAUUGUUGAAAGGAAUUAAGAAAAAGUCUGAGGAUAAAAACGGAAAAACAGAGGAGGUUGACACAGUUAAUAAAUCAGAUAACAAAGAGACAGUAAAAUUGGAUGAAGAACAGGAGAUGAUGUGGCGAAAGUUGCUUCCGGAAGCAGCUUAUUUGCGUCUUAAAGAAUCAGCCACUGGUCUUCACCUCAAGUCACCUGAUGAGUUGGUUGACAUGGCGCAUAAAUUCUAUGACGAAACUGCCCUUCCUAAGUUGGUGGCUGAUUUUGGCUCUCUUGAACUUUCACCUGUUGAUGGAAGGACACUGACUGAUUUCAUGCACACAAGGGGUUUGCGUAUGUGCUCUUUAGGGCGAGUGGUUGAACUUGCAGACAAGCUUCCUCACGUGCAAUCACUAUGUAUCCAUGAAAUGAUAGUUCGAGCUUACAAACACAUCUUACAAGCAGUUAUAUCAGCAGUUGAUGAUGUAACUGAUUUAGCUUCAUCAAUAGCAUCCUGCUUAAAUGUAUUACUAGGAACACCUGACACAAGUGACUUAGAAAAUUUAAAGUGGAAUUGGGUUGAAUCGUUUCUUUCAAAGAGAUAUGCAUGUGAACAGAAAAGCGACUAUCGUGGCACUCUUCGUAAAUUUGCCAUUCUUCGAGGGCUUUCUCAUAAAGUUGGACUCGAGCUUGUUCCUAGAGACUAUGAUAUGGAUUCAGCUUACCCUUUCAAGAAGUCUGAUGUUGUAAGCAUGGUUCCUGUGUAUAAACAUGUUGCAUGCUCAUCUGCUGAUGGGCGAACACUUUUGGAGUCAUCUAAAACAUCAUUGGAUAAAGGCAAACUUGAAGAUGCUGUCAACUUUGGAACAAAGGCACUGUCUAAACUUGUAUCUGUAUGUGGGCCUUACCAUCGAAUGACAGCUGGUGCAUAUAGUCUUUUGGCUGUGGUGCUUUAUCAUACUGGUGAUUUUAAUCAGGCUACUAUCUACCAACAAAAAGCUUUGGAUAUAAAUGAGAGGGAACUUGGGCUUGAUCAUCCAGAUACAAUGAAGAGUUAUGGGGACUUGGCUGUUUUUUACUACAGGCUCCAACACACUGAGUUGGCUCUCAAGUAUGUGAAUCGGGCGUUGUAUCUGUUGCAUCUAACAUGUGGGCCAUCUCACCCGAAUACUGCUGCCACUUACAUUAAUGUAGCAAUGAUGGAAGAAGGUUUAGGAAAUGUUCAUGUUGCUCUUAGGUACCUUCAUGAGGCUCUUAAGUGUAAUAAAAGACUCCUUGGAGCCGAUCACAUACAAACUGCUGCUAGCUACCAUGCUAUAGCAAUUGCUCUUUCCUUGAUGGAAGCGUAUUCCUUGAGUGUUCAACAUGAGCAAACCACUUUACAGAUUCUUCAGGCUAAACUUGGACCUGAAGAUCUUCGUACUCAGGAUGCAGCAGCGUGGCUUGAAUACUUUGAGUCCAAAGCCCUCGAACAGCAAGAAGCUGCACGCAAUGGUACCCCAAAGCCUGAUGCCUCCAUAUCCAGCAAAGGCCAUCUAAGUGUAUCAGAUUUGUUGGAUUAUAUAGCACCAGAUGCAGAUAUGAAAGCAAGAGAAGCCCAAAAGAAACAAGCUCGUGCGAAGCUCAUGAAAGGAAAACCUGGACAGAAUGAGGAACCGUCACUCGAUGGAAUUCAAAAGGAAGAUAUCGUAUCUCCAACUCCAAGUCUUCAUAUCAGAAAGAAUUCUAGUGAUAAGGAGAACAAGUCUGAGAUCCGAAAUGAAGAUUUAAAAAAUAAGAAAACUGAAUUAGUUCAAAAAGAGGAAAUUCAAAAGGAACAAAACGGUUAUUUGGUAGAAACUGACAACUCAGAUGAAGGAUGGCAGGAAGCUUUUUCUAAAUCAGGUCGUAAAUCUUCAACCUCCAGAAGGCCAAAUCUGGCAAAAAUAAACACAAAUUUCAUAAACGGUGGUGUUUCUCAGUCAUCAAAGUACAGAUCAAAACCCACUAACUUCACAUCCCCAAAAACUAGUGAGCCAGCUGUCACCAAGAAAUCUGUUAAGACUGAGAAACCCACGACUAAGUCAAACCCAUCCAGUCCAGCUUCAAAUGAUCAGACUGUGAAACGUUCACCAGUCAUAAGCUCAAUCAGUGUCAAAGAAGCCGGAAAACUCUUUUCUUACAAAGAAGUUGCAUUAGCAGCCCCUGGCACCAUCGUGAAGGCCGUAGCUGAACAGUUACCAAAAGAAAAUUCCACAGAUGAGAUUUCAACAACAGAAGAACCAAAGAAAGAAGAUGAACAACGUAAAAAAGAUGUUGAAGAAGAAAAAAAGGAAACCCCAGAAGUUGACACAGUCAUAGAACCAGAAACCGUCGAUAACACAGAUCCAGGGGUAGAAUCAUCUGAAAUUUCAAAGGUGGAAAUAGAAACAGAGCCGAUUGCUGAGGUGGCAGAUGAAGAUGAUGACAAAACACCAAAUGAGGAAGGUAUUCAAAGUCAAAGUGAAAGUCAGAGUCAAAGUCCGAGCACGGAGACGGAAGCGGAAAGGGAAAGGGAAAGGGCAAAAGAAGCUGCGAGUAAGAAACUUUCGGCAGAAGCACCUCCGUUUAGCCCGUCUAAUAUUCCGGUUUUCGGUUCGGUUUUGAAAGAUCAUGUUGGGAUAUUACCGCCACCUGUCAACAUACCUACAAUGGUGACAGUGACACCUGUCCGUAGGAACCCUCAUCAAUCAGCAACAGCUAGGGUUCCGUAUGGCCCGCGUCUUGCGGGCGGGUACAACCGGUCGGUCAACCGGGUUCAACGUAAUAAGCCCCCCGCUUUUGAGCUUGUUGUUGAUGGAGGUCAUUUAAUUCCUCCAACAGUUAUGAACCCGCAUGCGGCUGAGUUUGUUCCGGGUCAACCCUGGGUUCCAAAUGGGUAUCCGGUUGCUCCCAAUGGGUAUCUGGUUACGUCCGGUGGGUAUCCGAUUUCUCCCAACGGGUAUCCUGUGAAUGGGUUUCCUAGUCAAAACGGGUACCCUGUAUCUCCGGUUGACUCAGUUGAGUCACCGGUUAGCUCGGUAGAUUCUCCUUCAGUUGUUACAACUCAACAAGUCUGUGUUGUUGUUGAGACCCCAACUGAACAUGUGGGGGAGAACAAAGAGGAAGUUUUGGAAAAUGUUGAGAAAAUUGGUGAAGAAAUUCAGUCUGUAACAGUUGUGGUGGAAGAAACUCAAUCUGUAAUGGAAGAAAAGGCUGCUGAAAUAGUAGAUGCCCAAUCGCCAGAGAUUGUUGAUGAGAAACCAAUAAAGAAUGGUGAGGUUGAGACCAUUGAGGUUACAAGUUAAGAAGGGUAGUUUUGUCAUAUUAAAUUUUCAAGUGGUAACAUUGCUGCUUGCUUCCAUGGGAAUAUGCUAAUGCAAAACAAUUUUGCUCAUGUGGAAAACCGAAUUUAGCUCUUCCUGAGUCUGUAUGCUGACAUACUUUGAGCGAAAAUGCCGAAUCUACCCCUUUUCUGCAUUUGAAGUUUUGCUGGAUUUUUCAAGUUCCUGAUGAGAAUCUGGUGAGUACUGUAACUUUUGUUUUUCCAGGCAUUAUUUUCUGCGUUUAAAGACUUGCGAUGAAGUUAAUAAAUGGUUCAGAGUUUCUUGAUUUAAUUGUUGAAUAAAUAUGUUAUAAGGAGUUGUUUCCUUUUUGACUUGAUGAGUUUCAUGGGUUAAUCACUUAAUCUAGAC